Nicotiana attenuata is the source of this 1887-nucleotide messenger RNA. RefSeq lists its product as uncharacterized. The coding region runs from base 1 to 1887 and encodes 628 amino acids. Lineage: Eukaryota; Viridiplantae; Streptophyta; Magnoliopsida; Solanales; Solanaceae. The transcript is spliced from 4 exons. The record is from RefSeq and is a predicted model, not a curated record.
AUGUGGUAUCUCCAAGCACCAAUCCAUCGCCACGUAAACAUUGCUAUCACCCUUCCAAACUUAGGACGUCACAUAAUUCAAGGCGAAGUACGUUGGGGAAACAUAACAACAAUCGAGGGCGAGUAUCGUCAUAUUCCAGGAUAUUGGGAAUGGGCUGAAGAUGUACUUGGUGGAAGCCAACAAACCCUGAGUACAACAAAGAUUUACGAUGAUGUCUAUGCCUCACUUUUUGCUUAUGAUCGGAACUCGAAUAUUUUGCAAGCAUUUUGUGAGGCUUGGUGCCCCAAGACGAACACGCUUCUUACAUCAGUCGGGGAACUAUCUAUCUCUCUUUGGGACCUACAUCUCCUUGGAGGUCUGCCCAUUGUGGGUUCUCCAUACGAAGAAGUGGAAAAGAAGUCCGCACGCCUAAAGUCGACACAUAAUCCUAAUGGAGUUAUUCCCGAGACAACUAGGUGGUCGAGUGAUCAAGAAGCUACAUUUUCCAAGCUUAGGGUGAGGUCUGACAAGAAAGAUGAAACAUAUAUAGCAGCAUUCCUAUCGAUUUGGCUAUGUGCCUUUGUGUUUCCCAAGUCAGAAAACUUAAUUCGUCCCGAGACUUUUAAGAUGGCAAGCAUGAUGGCAAGCGGGCGAAAGAUUAGCCUUGCGGUCUCAGUUUUGGCGAGUAUUUAUCAUGGUUUGAAUAAGAUUUCGUGUUCUUCCCAACUUGAUCAGGUCAAAGUUUAUUUUCCCAUCCAUUAUGUUUAUGGCUGGCUUGCACAUUACUUCAAAAUCCAUUAUCCACUUGCUAAGGGUCCGUCUGUCCCUUUGAUGGUGGCAUACUCAGGAGAGGGAGCUGCAAGGUACUUUGACGAGAAAGAUGCAAGAAAACGCAUCCACAAUGGGGAGGACAUAGUUUGGACGCCAACAAUGUUAACCAAUUCUCGUCUUUAUUAUUAUGUGGAUAACGAUGCCCCUCAAGAGUUGGAGUCAAAUUACUUCAUGAGCUUACGUUUUAAUUACCUCCCUGUGAGGUAUGAUAACUCAUUCAUCAUCAAUCCAUAUAGCCCGCAUCGGUUUAGUCGUCAAUUUGGGUUUUACCAGAAUGUCCCAGGAUUUUUGGAGAAUGAUAUCCGUAGCGCCUCUCUAGAUGAAGGACUCAGAUUUUGGAGGAUUUGCAUAUUGUAUCGGUCUAUGUCACGUGCAGUUUUUCCCCCAACGGGAGAUCCUGUGGAGAAGCCUUUCUCCACCAAUUAUAUGUCUUGGUGGGAGAAAACGCAUGGGAAGUUUCUCGAGAAUAAUUUACAAGCUCUGGUAGACAAUUUUGGGCUAAAAUCUACUACUCCUUUAGGAGGUGACGAUCAAAGUGUUGGAAAGACGCUCUCAAAAGUCAAAGAACCACCCACUCCUAUCCCAAAAGUGGUUACACAACAUAAAAAAAGGAAGCUUAAAUCCUCAAAGGCAGCUUUGAAAGAGGUGGUGUGCACUUCAAUAGAUAUAGAGAAACGCCCUCUGGUUCUUCCAUUUAGCACGCAAAUUCCUCAAGAUACAAGCCAGAGUACCAAUGGAGAUCAAAAUUGGAAAAGGAAACGACCUAACCCAGUAGAGAUCGUAGAGGUUCCAAGUGUUGAUAGUCUCUCAAGAACGCAUACGGCUUGUAACAAGGAGUUAAAUUCCAAUGGGCAUCCGGUGGUAUCCCCAAAUGACAAGCCGCAGGUGAUUUAUGAAUCUAUUGGAGGGCCUACGUCUAAAGUGAAGUCAUCUUCAAAGGCAUCAUCUCUUCCUCAUUUUUCUGCUGCUUCGCAGUUGCGUGACUUGGACCGCAGAAGAGGAAAGGCUGAGGAAGGCUUGGAACCGCAGAUGCGGAAGAAGGGCCGCACCUGCGCAUCCACAAAUGCGGCAAUUUGA